This is a messenger RNA of Sinocyclocheilus anshuiensis, 1665 nucleotides long. Its product is annotated as speedy protein A-like. Bases 286 to 1170 code for a protein of 294 amino acids. The transcript is spliced from 7 exons. Gene Ontology annotation, molecular function: protein kinase binding. The record is from RefSeq and is a predicted model, not a curated record. NCBI's taxonomy places the organism in Eukaryota, Metazoa, Chordata, Actinopteri, Cypriniformes, Cyprinidae. Gene Ontology annotation, biological process: positive regulation of cyclin-dependent protein serine/threonine kinase activity.
ACUGCUAACACAGUUCCCGCGCUGCCCGGGAAGGGAGAGGAAGUGCACGUGCGCGAUCGCGCGACGUCCAGUUUGAAAUAUUUAACAUUUUGAAUUUGUUUUAAUUCACCUUUAAAUUAUCAUUAAUGUUAUACACAUCAGCUAAACUGCAAUCUUGCCUUCUCCAGUAGUCGAUCUAAACAUCUGAGAGCGCGUGAAAUCAUGCGCGUCUUAAUUAGUUACUGAGCCGCGGUUUUUAAAACUGAGUGGCAGUUCUGUAAUAUCGGCUGAUUUAAUCGCUGAAACAUGAUUAAACUGAGCCGACCAUGGGCAGAAACCGCACCGUCUGGACCUGCUCACAGCCUGCAUAUCCGGCGCGGCCCGCGAAGAACAAGGCCGAACACAGCGGCUCGGAACCAGCCUGACUCCGCUCAUCAGCCUCGCAGGAAGACGCCCGGGCCGACCCUGCUGAUCCAGAGGCAGGAGAUGGCCGCCUUCUUCAGACUGUUCGAUGAUGAUCUAAUACAGGACUUUCUGUGGAUGGACUGCUGCUGUAAACUUACAGACAAGUAUUUGUUGGCUAUGACAUUUGUGUACUUCAGGAGGGCUCGCUUCAGUAUCACUGAACACAGUAGAAUGAACUUCUUCCUUGCCCUCUAUCUGGCAAACACUAUGGAAGAGGAUGAGGAGGAAACCAAAUAUGAGAUCUUCCCCUGGGCUCUGGGAAAGAGCUGGAGGAAACAUUUCCCACGAUUCCUAAAACAAAGAGACCAGUUGUGGGCACGCAUAGAGUACAGAGCGGCUGUCAGCAGACAAUGCUGUGAGGAGGUAAUGGCUAUUGUGCCAUCUCACUUCAUCUGGCAGCGCGAGCGUGCAGAGCAUCACAGUGGAGCUCAGAGACUGUACCAUAACCGUGAGGAGAUCCUCAUUCCCCGCGGGCCCUCUGCUUCGCCAGAGCCUUGUUUUCUCUGUGCCAAGACCUCUGCUCUUCCUGUGCCUCGUCCAUUCUCUAUUGGAGCCCACUCUUCAUCUGUGCCACUGGAGGCCAUUGCACACAAGGCCCAAGCUUCACAUGGGCCUAGUAAGAAGACGAAAGCUCAGCACACCUGUAAUUGUAAGACUAAAUCAGGCAUGCUUACAGGAAGAGAUGCAUGUCAAGAUCAUUCAAUGGACUGGAUCAGUGAGGAGUAGCUUGAUUGCAUAACAGCAAACAGAUCAUUGAUGCCUGUUGACCAUAUCAGAGGCAUUUCAGCUGUCUGAGGGCCACAAAAGAAUUUCAGUCUCUAAACUGACCUGAGAAAUGUACAGCUUUGGUGUGAAUAGGGUAAUAGUCAUGUACAUUGUUCAUUUAAGAUGUAAAGAAUAUGUCAGAAAAUAUUGUGUGAAGGUUCGUACAUGUAUUUUACUGUAUCAUAAUCCUCAUCACUAUUUAUUUCUAAUUGUUGUGCAAAGUACUUUGCUAUUUCUCUAGUGCGCACUUUGUUACUCUCUUAUGUCUUAGACAUAAGUGUGAAUGAAAUGUUUAGGAGUUAAACAUGGCAGGAUUAUUAAGUCUGUGUCUUAAAUAAGUAUAACAUCUGGCUGAUAUAAAUAUGAAUAAACACCUAUGAAAUUUAGUCCAUGAAUGGAGCAGAUAGAUUCACUAUAUUUUGGCUUAAAUACACAAGAGCAUGAAAGGAAAAUGCA